UGUGGGUGAGGAGGAGCAGGGGGGCUGUUUAACACCCCUGAGGGUGUAGUUCUGUGUUUUUCCAGGCAUUCCCAACCUGAUCACAGCUGACAUGAUCAAAGAAGGAGCUGCAGUGAUUGAUGUGGGAAUAACCAGAGUGCAGGAUCCUGUCACUGCCAAGUCCAGGCUGGUUGGGGACGUGGAUUUUGAAGGGGUGAGGAAGAAGGCCAGUUACAUCACCCCGGUGCCGGGGGGAGUGGGGCCCAUGACCGUGGCCAUGCUGAUGAAAAACACCAUCAUUGCUGCCAAGAAGCUGCUGAAACCCAAAGAGUUGGAAGCACUGACUGCUUGACCAUCCUUCUCCUUUGUAGCACUGAAAGCAACAUUCCAAACUGACUCCCAAACAGGCCGAUAGAAAAUGCAAUAUUUUUUUAUUUAUUGUCUUGGAAUGGGAAAUUUCCCACUCGGAGGUCGCAGGUAUUUAUUGGAGCUGAAGCAGCUGCAUCUGGUGGUACUGAGGUGUGUGAAUCUUCAUGCCUGUGCUCCUCCUGCUUGUAAAGCUGCUUUAUGUGUGAGCCAGACCUGCUCCUGCAGGGAUUUGGGAUCCUGGGAAUGCAGCUUUCCCGGGAGCUCGGUCAGCAGUCCCUUGGGAUUUGCUCCAUGGUACAAAGCCUUGAUGGUUCUGUUCUCACAGAUCUGGAGCGUGGCCUGGGCUGGUCUCCUGCUCAAUGCUGGAUGUUUAGUUCGAGCUCUUCUGUAGAAGAAGUUACUUGAAAAAUUAAAAAUAAAGCCAUAUUUGUGCUCUGGGGCUGGGCAGGGCCCUGGGCAGUGGCAGAGCUGUUGUAACAUGUCCUAGUGUGCAGCUAAGCUGGGGUUUUUUGCUGUUUGGUUGGUGAAUUUUUUUUAAAAAGCCUUUUUUUUCUAACCAAAGAACAGUGUGGGGAGGGUUUGGUGUCCACAGAGGGCACACAGGAGGUUCCCUGGGCUGUGUUAUGAAGUGUGUAACUAGUGAGUAAUGCAGGCUAACUAAAUAAAGUGUGAGAAGACAAAAAAAA
Neopelma chrysocephalum (saffron-crested tyrant-manakin) is the source of this 1034-nucleotide messenger RNA. Its product is annotated as bifunctional methylenetetrahydrofolate dehydrogenase/cyclohydrolase, mitochondrial-like. The transcript is spliced from 2 exons. Bases 92 to 331 code for a protein of 79 amino acids. Gene Ontology annotation, molecular function: methylenetetrahydrofolate dehydrogenase (NADP+) activity; methenyltetrahydrofolate cyclohydrolase activity; methylenetetrahydrofolate dehydrogenase (NAD+) activity. Gene Ontology annotation, biological process: tetrahydrofolate interconversion. Gene Ontology annotation, cellular component: mitochondrion. NCBI's taxonomy places the organism in Eukaryota, Metazoa, Chordata, Aves, Passeriformes, Pipridae. The record is from RefSeq and is a predicted model, not a curated record.